AUGACAUCCACACCUUUCCGCCCCAAAUCGCACUCGCGCACAGACGAAAACCACUCCUCCUCCAAACGGCAGCGUUUAUCAUCCUCAAAAUCGGCUCCACAGUGGAAGAACGAUACAACGCAAGAUGAGAAAGCGUUGAUGGAUGACCUGAUGGCUGGGCUGGACGCAUCAAUGUUUGAUGGAAUUGGCUCAUCACCUAUACGUCCAAAAUCAAAUAAACCAUCUCAAGCUUCGCCUGUGCAGAGUCAACCAAAACGAAAACAUGUCGAAGUGAAGAUCGAACCUCUAUCGCCCAUCAGGAAAAUCAAUGUGUCACUUAGAGAGAAGCAGACUCACCGGUCACCGAUAAAAGGAAAAGCAAGGAAUGCUUUCACUCCUAUUCGGAUCAAAUCGCCUGCCAAGAUUAAGAAGGAAGAAUCAACAACGAAAGCAGAGCCGCAAAUUGACGCGGUAGUCAAUCACGAAAUCGAAAUUGAGAUAGCGCAAGAUGACUCUACUGUCAAGGCAGAGGCUCAAAUCAAACCUGAAUUAGCCGAUGAAGAUCUGUAUGAUUUCAAUUUUGAUCUGAAUGACCUUUCUGCUUUUGAGGAGGAUCUACUAGGUUUACCUGAACCCAAAACCCGUUAUCCUAUCCCUAAUCCCCCUCGUCCCCCUCCGCUACCUGGGUAUACACCGACACCGUGGACUCGUUGUAUCGUCAAUGCCGUUUCCACCGGCUUGAGGUUUACCAACGGAAUCAUCCCAUCUCUAGAUGUCAUUGAGGCAGAUGAGGAAGGAGGAACAUCAUAUGGAAAAACACUAAUCGUCACGUCGACGGAAAACGAGAUCAAACGAAUCGUCCACCUGAAGGAUCAGUGGUCAAAUUUGCACAUCAAGAAAAACGAUAUUGUCAACGUCAUAUCACCUACCCUCUGCAACCAAAAUGUCGUAGGCCCCAUCGUCUUGACUCUCAAGGACCCUUCGACUUUCCUCAUUCACCAUCCAGAUCUCAUGCUUACCAUGACUUCCAUCGCCAACGCAAUGCCUUGUCCUCGAAAACCCAUCUUACAAUCUCUCAUCAAAACGCCUGGUCCACCAUCAAAAGCCGUUCUCUAUGGUAAUCUACUACACAGUCUCUUACAAGGAGCUUUGCUCGAACAAUCGUUCGACGCGGAUAGUACGUUCAAAAGGAUAGAUAGCGAGCUGAAGAAGGAGGAGAGGAGAUUGGAGAUAUGGAGUACAGGUAUGGGAAUGAUGGACGUAAGAGAGGAGAUUGGCAUGAGAGCAGGUAGAGGGUUCGAGGUAUUUGGUGAUAAAUGGGUGGGUGAGCAGCCAGGGACCGAAGGCGAACUACAUACUUCUCCGGGUGAUAACCCGAGCUUGUUAGCUAUAAAUGGUUUACACGAAGUCGAAGAGGAUAUAUGGUCGCCAAAAUGGGGAUUAAAAGGAAAGGUGGAUGCUUCAGUUCAAGCCAAGAUCAUACGUGAUCCCUCAAAAUCACAGGAAGCAGAAGAAUCUGUCGCACCACUGGAGAUCAAGACCGGACGAUCUGUUGGAGUGAUGGCUCAUAGAGCGCAGACCAUGCUGUACACGUUGUUGAUGGAAGAUAGAUAUGGUGUACCCGUUCCUGCCGGCUUGUUGUAUUACUCCCAGCUGGACUCAAUUUUACGUGUGGAAGCCAAGCAGAACGAAAUUCGAGCGUUGAUAAUAGCAAGGAACGAAUUAGCAGACUGGUUAUCGAAGAAACGUCGUGUACCUAAAGCUCCUACGUCGUCUUCAGAUGAUAUGGUGAAGCCAAUAGAAGAUGUGGAAGAAGCUUUCUUACCGCCUACUAUCGAUCACACGAAAGAGUGUCGAUCAUGUUACGCCGUAGACAGCUGCAUGUUGUACAGGAAGGCAAUCGAUGAUGUUCAACCUCAUCCUGAAGAUCCCAUUGCGGAUUUAUAUGAGGAGAAGACAGGUCAUAUGACUCAGAAAGACGCUGAAUUCUACAAAAAGUGGGAUACACUCUUGACUGUCGAAGAGCAGGACAUUGGUAGACAUAGAAGUCAGCUGUGGACAAUGACUGCUAAGCAAAGGGAAAAGACGGGCAGAUGCGUUGGCGAUAUGAUCAUCUCAUCAUAUUCCAAUGACCUAGGCAAAUCGCUAGCCAAAAUCCAUCGACACGCAUAUACCUUCAUACGCGCUCCUCAUGCCGGUACUCAGGCCAGCAACACAUCCCUGCUUUCCGGCCAUAUCGCUAAAGGCGAUCCUGUGUCUCUGUCCAUCGAACCUGAUUUGCUAUGUCUCUCAAGGGGCUUCGUACUGGAUUUAACAGCCGAAAGUAUAACGAUCGGUGUGACGUAUGUGAUUGACCUUGAAGCCUUGCUCAAGCGUACUGGUAGAUCUCACGCUUUAUCGGAGGGCGAGGGAAAAGUAGUAUUCAGGAUUGAUAAAGAUGAGAUGGCAAGUGGGAUGAUGAGGAUGCGGAAUAACCUCGCAUCGUUAUUCUACGCCAAGGAUGGAGAUGAAGCCAGAAGAAGGCUAAUCGUUGAUCUCGCCACACCUGAAUUCGAACCUUCGUGGAUACCACCUGAUAACCAAAUUCCAGCUCAUCUCAAUGAAGAUCAACGUAAUGCCGUGAGGAAAGUGAUGAGUGCUAGAGAUUACGCUUUGAUACUUGGUAUGCCCGGUACGGGUAAGACCACCACUAUAGCUGAAAUCAUCAAGUUGCUUGUGAAUGAAGGGAAAUCAGUCUUGUUGACUAGUUUCACUCAUUCGGCGGUUGAUACGAUAUUGAUGAAGUUGGUGAAUGCGGAAUUCGGUAUCUUGCGAUUGGGUAAUAUUGAUAAGGUCCAUCCGGAUGUACAGCACUUGACACUCGAAGCUAUGGAGCAAUCUACGAAUAUGGAACAAUUAGAAAAAAGGUUGAUGAACCCUCCUGUAGUCGCUGCCACCUGUUUAGCAAUCGAUCAUCCAUUAUUCUUCAAGAGAAGAUUUGAUUAUUGUAUUGUCGAUGAAGCUUCCCAAAUCACUCUACCUACUUGCAUAGGACCGCUGAGGAUGGCAGAUAGAUUCGUGUUGGUUGGAGAUCAUUUCCAAUUACCUCCUAUUGUCCGUCACCCGGAAGCGAGACGAGGUGGACUGGACGUAUCGCUCUUCAAGCUUCUCUCUUCCGCACACCCUCAGUCAGUCACCGAUCUCAGUAUGCAAUAUCGAAUGAACGAGGAUAUCAUGUUACUGUCCAAUCGACUGGUGUAUGAGGGGAAAUUGAAAUGCGGGAACGCACAAGUGGCGAAUAGGGGGUUAGUACUGAAAGGUCGAAAGGGGUGUCGGAAGGUGUUCAAAUGUGAAGAAGACGUCGAUCAUGGAGAUUGUUGGAUCCAGGACUUGAUAGAAGAGGAUGCUAAGUGUAUAUUCGUUGACACCGAUGGGUUACCUGCACUCGACUCCAGAGUAGGUGAUUUGGUGCAAAAUGAGGUCGAAGCGAAGUUGGUCCAUCAGCUUGCCACCGCUUUGACCGAAUCGGGAUUACAUCAAGAAGACUUAGCGAUCAUUACUCCCUACAGACAGCAAAUCAAGUUACUCUCUUCAUUGGUCAAGUCUUCCCUACCCCGUGUAGAGAUAUUGACGGCUGAUAAGAGUCAAGGAAGAGAUAAAGAUUGUAUAUUGAUUUCGCUCGUCAGAUCGAACGAAGGUGGUAAUAUCGGUGACUUGCUAAAAGAUUGGAGAAGGAUCAAUGUAUCUUUCACUCGAGCUAAAAAGAAAUUAAUCAUUUUCGGAUCUGCCAAAACUCUAUCUCAAGAUACGUUAUUGAACGAAUUCUUGGAACUGAUGGAAUCUAAAAAUUGGAUUAAGAGGUUGAACAGAGGGGAUGAUAGUAUACAUGAAAUGAGAGAUCACAAUUCCAUCGGUCAUAUAAGGGGAGAUAUCGAAGUGAAGGAUGAAGUCAAAGAGGAUGAGGAGGACACUGCGAUGCGCACGAAGAAACAGAGCAAAAAUGGAAAGAAAGUGAUUAGAGUGAAUAGUGAUGUAUUGAUUAAGGGUGCUUUUGGUAAAGAGAUCUUGGUGAGUCGACUUUUGCCAUGA
This is a messenger RNA of Kwoniella botswanensis, 4047 nucleotides long. RefSeq lists its product as uncharacterized. Bases 1 to 4047 code for a protein of 1348 amino acids. Gene Ontology annotation, cellular component: cytoplasm. The transcript is spliced from 14 exons. Gene Ontology annotation, molecular function: 5'-flap endonuclease activity; single-stranded DNA helicase activity. Gene Ontology annotation, biological process: replication fork reversal. NCBI's taxonomy places the organism in Eukaryota, Fungi, Basidiomycota, Tremellomycetes, Tremellales, Cryptococcaceae. The record is from RefSeq and is a predicted model, not a curated record.